This is a messenger RNA of Didymodactylos carnosus, 408 nucleotides long. Lineage: Eukaryota; Metazoa; Rotifera; Eurotatoria; Philodinida; Philodinidae. The record is from the annotation of a GenBank genome assembly.
AUGAAUGAAUUUUAUUUGAAUGCAGAAGAUGACGAUGAAGAUGAAUCGGAUCGAGAUACUACUUUACGUUCAUCCUCACAUGCAUUGGAAAUUGAACUUUACAUCAACCAAGGAUCAGACAAAUCUACAAAAGCAACUGAUGGUGUCGAAGAAGAAGAAUAUAAUCCAUUAUCAUUCUGGGGAAAAAUGCAUUCUACUUAUCCAGUUUUGUCAAAGGUAGCUACUCGUGUGCUUGCUGUGCCAGCUGCAAGUGCGGCCGUGGAAAGAGAGUACAGUCAUCCUGGUAAUAUCAUCACACAAAAACGGUCCAAACUAUCUCCUGAUGCUGUCAAUGAAAUAGUUUUCAAUAAUUCUUAUAAGAAAUAUCAUGGGAAACGUGAUCAUACAGAGGAAGGUAAAACACGCUAG